AUGGUCUACAUCAUCCACGGCAAUGCCAUGUCCACCUGCACCGCGCGGGUGAUCGUCUCUUUCCUCGCUAUGGGUCUCCAGCCCGAGAAAGACUUCAAGCUCGAGUCAGCCGAGUUUACCGUUCUCAAGGAGGCGGACUGGAUGGCACACCAGCCGUUCGGCCAGAUGCCUUGGAUGGAGGACACCGAGGCCGGUCUUGAGAUCUUCGAGUCGCGGGCUAUCGUCAGCUACGUUGGCGGCAAGAUCGGGUCCCCGCUCACGCCCGGCCCCGAGAACCACAAGGCUUUCGCCGGGUACCUCCAGGCUGCCCAGAACGAGUCUGCUCAGUUUGACGGACCCGCUUCUACCCUGGCUUUCGAGCUCUACUUCAGCAAGUGGUUCGGCAUCCCCACCAACGAAGAGAACGCCAAGAAGCAGAAGGACACCCUCGCCAAGAAGCUCGAGGGGUACGAGCGCAUCCUCUCGAAGAGCAAGUACCUCGGCGGCGAGAACUUGACCGUUGCGGACCUGAGCCACCUCGCCUACGGUGCCCUCUUGUCAAACAUCGGCGCUGCCCCGACUUUGACCGACGGCUCGCUCCCCAACGUCGCUCGAUGGUGGAAGGACAUCUCGGCUAACCCUGCCUGGGCUAAGACUAAGGAGAUGGGUCACCCCGAGCACGGCAAGGCCUAG
This is a messenger RNA of Dioszegia hungarica, 672 nucleotides long. Its product is annotated as glutathione S-transferase. The coding region runs from base 1 to 672 and encodes 223 amino acids. The transcript is spliced from 6 exons. Gene Ontology annotation, molecular function: glutathione binding; glutathione transferase activity. Gene Ontology annotation, cellular component: cytoplasm. The record is from RefSeq and is a predicted model, not a curated record. Lineage: Eukaryota; Fungi; Basidiomycota; Tremellomycetes; Tremellales; Bulleribasidiaceae.